This is a messenger RNA of Penicillium brevicompactum, 528 nucleotides long. RefSeq lists its product as uncharacterized. Bases 1 to 528 code for a protein of 175 amino acids. The record is from RefSeq and is a predicted model, not a curated record. The transcript has 2 exons. NCBI's taxonomy places the organism in Eukaryota, Fungi, Ascomycota, Eurotiomycetes, Eurotiales, Aspergillaceae.
AUGUCACCAACAGAGUUCAAAGUUGGUGGCCUUUACGUUUUUCUUCUCGCCAAAGAUGAACCACCAGAGCCAAAUGAAUUCUAUUGGGGUCUAUAUCUGCGCGCAGACACAACGGGAGGUAUGGUCUACCGCAUCAAGGACAAGGGAUCUGGAUACCAACCCGAACAUGGCUUUACGGCGGGAAUACUCAACUUCCACCUCCUCGUCGGUCUUUAUCGUAUCGCUGACAUCAGCACCCCCUGGCAUCCGACAGUCGACAGAAUCAUUAGGACGUAUGACAGCAGCCUGAACCAUCCCGGCAGGUCGACGAGUUGCAAAUUCUGGGUUCUGAAUGUUCUUGCAUUACUGAUACGACCCACGGCUACCGGGUAUCAGAUUGUGAACUGUCAUAACUUGCCAAUUUUGGAGCAGGAAAUUCGAGACUGGGGGAAUAGAAUGUCUCAGGGCAGGAUAUGGGAACAGAGACCUAGACCAAUUGGGUCUUCGAAGAUUUGCGGAUUACCAGAAUACCAAUUACGUGGUUUUUGA